AUGUAUAAAAUACCAUGCUAUAAACAUGAUGGUUCGUAUGUCCAAUUCAUAAGUACUGAUAAAGACAGAACCGAAUUCAUUUGUGAUUAGUGCUAACAGGACUUAAUUGACACGAAUCCGAAAUUUAAUUUUUAGAAUCUCAUAAAUAUGAGUACAGGAUUGAAGUCACCAGAAUUUCUAUUCUCCAAACUAGAAGUGUCUGGAGAUAUAAAGGAUUUUUUUGGAGAAUUUGCAAAACAUGAUGAAAUUAGUUUAAAUAAAUAAAUCAAACAAUUUGAAUCCUUUAUUUUAGAUAUUUAAAAUGGAUUUACAAAGAUGUUAGAGGAAUUGUAACAAAAUAUUAAAUUAUUUUUGGAUUCAAAGUCUGUAAUUCGAUAGAAUUUAGAAUAGAUAAUGAAAUUCCAUGAGUUUAAGUCAAUUAUGACUAAUCUAGAGCAAUUAGGAGAUUCAAUCAAUCCCAAAGCUAUUGAAUAAGCAGAAACAGAUGUGCACUAAUACUUUUAGAAUGUUUCAUAAGAAUGCAAAAAUUCCUUAUUAUAAAGAAUAUAAGAAAGUUCCGUAUUGAGUUAAUAGAAAUUAAAAAAUGAAGACCCUGUUAAUUUUCCUGAAUUUCAAAAAUUAGAGGCUUUGCUUAAAUCCUUAAUACUUACACACUGUGAAUUUAUUAAACAAUUAUAACCAAAGCCUCCUACUCGUUAUCUUUUAAAUGAUAGUUUUUAUAAUAAAAUCAUCAAUUAGAUAAAAAAAAAGUAGCAGUAUGAAAUAAAAAAUGCUGAAUUGAUUUUUUAAGGUACAAGGGAUGGAUUGAAUGCUAAUUCAUUUUGGAAAAUCUGUAAUAAAAAAUCUAAUUUGUUAAUGGUAUUCAAGUCAUCUAGUUAAGCAAUAUUUGGAGGGUAUUCUCCAUGUUAAUGGAUAUGUGAAUAACUGAUUACUCACAGAUCUGAUCCAUCAUACUCAACAUUUCUAUUUUCAUAAGAUAAGAACGAGAUUUAUGAAUAAAGAUUAGGAUAUGAAAAUGGAGCAAUUUGCUGUCGUGCAUAAAGUGGACCUAUUUUUGGAGCCGGUCAUGAUCUAUACAUUGACACAGAUUUUGCUGAUGGAUAUUCGAAACUUGGAUAUACAUUUUUAAUUCCAUAACAAAGAAUGCAAAAUGUUUGGAAGUUUGGCAAUUAAGAAAAUUCCACUUAUUUAUUUGGAUAGUUAACUCCAAAUAUUGUAGAGUGUUAAAUAUUUGAAAUCAUAUUUUAAUGA
Molecule: messenger RNA, 1251 nt
Organism: Paramecium tetraurelia
Lineage: Eukaryota; Ciliophora; Oligohymenophorea; Peniculida; Parameciidae
Exons: 3
Source: RefSeq, a predicted model, not a curated record